CCGCCUUAGCUUUCUGUAUAUAUACGUUACAAGACUUUCUAACAAGUCUCACAAUUUGCUUCUGCUGCAAUUAUUCUACACCAUACUUAAACCCUAAUUCGUGUCAUCUUCAAUUCUUGCUUGUCAGUUUUCGUCCCGAUUUUCGUCUCGAUGGAUCAACCGACGGAGAGGCGAAGCGGAGUCUCCCACCGCUGCCGGUUAUCUACAUUAGCCGUGAUUGAGCCUGAAACUGAGUUGCCAUGUACCCAAUUCUUGAUCACUGUCAAGUCCACAACAUUUACUAUUAAUCACCCCUCGGAUGAAGAAAACGACGCCGUUUUACCGCCAACUUCAGAAUACUACUCGCACGAGCUCCAACUUGACCUACUGAUGGACGAAAAUGCGUCGAGGGCAAAGCUCGCCGAGGCUCUGCUUUCCGAGCUGCAUUGCCCGCCGGAGCUCUGCGCAACCAUGGUGGAUAAGGUAGCAAACGGCGCCGUUGCGGAAGAGGCUAGUUCCCGCCCUUUCUCGGACUUCAUGGUCGUUCACAUCGAGGCGUGCAUCGAUGUUUUCGUCGAGCAGUUCGGGGGCUCCGAGGAGGAGGAGGCGGCCGCCCCGAAAUUCGUGCCGGCGAGCAGGGCGGCGAUUUCGAAGCUGGAGACGGCGACGGUGGAAGAAUCGGCGGUGUGCGCGGUUUGUUUGGAGGAGAUGGCCGUUGGAUCGGACGCCACGUGUAUGCCGUGCUCGCAUCUUUAUCACCGGGGCUGCAUUGUGGAGUGGCUACAGAAGAGCAGGAUUUGCCCGAUGUGUCGGUUUUCUCUGCCCGCCGAUCUGUCGGGUCGGAAAACCGGAUCUUUUAUUUUGUUGCCCGAUUAGACAACGGACACCGAAGUGUUUGUUGAAAUGCCUUUGAGAGGAUACGGCACCAAAUAUCACUUGCCCGUUUGAUAUUCUUUAUUUCUUUAUUUUUUUUUAGUCUGUGGAUGGAUGUAAUUUGAUGGUUCUUUAUUUUUGUUAUUAAUGAAUAUGAUUGUUCCUAAUUUCCAA
Messenger RNA from Prunus avium (sweet cherry), 1026 nucleotides. RefSeq lists its product as uncharacterized. Gene Ontology annotation, cellular component: cytoplasm. NCBI's taxonomy places the organism in Eukaryota, Viridiplantae, Streptophyta, Magnoliopsida, Rosales, Rosaceae. Gene Ontology annotation, molecular function: ubiquitin protein ligase activity. Gene Ontology annotation, biological process: protein ubiquitination. The record is from RefSeq and is a predicted model, not a curated record.